Messenger RNA from Meloidogyne enterolobii, 4014 nucleotides. NCBI's taxonomy places the organism in Eukaryota, Metazoa, Nematoda, Chromadorea, Rhabditida, Meloidogynidae. The record is from the annotation of a GenBank genome assembly.
UUUUGUAUAUUUAUCUUUCAAAAAAUUUUUAAAUUUAUUUUUUGUUUGAUGGAACAACAAUUUGUUAAAUUAAAAUUAAUUCAUUCGGCAGAUGAAUGUUUUGAAUUUUGUCCCAAACUUGUUCCAGGCAUCAAAAUCGGAGAUAUUAUUAAAAUCAAAUCUUUAAUUUCUGAUGAUUUUGUUGUCUUUCAAUAUACACAAAAAUGUGCAAACGAUUCGAGACUUAAAGAUAAAAGUAUUGUUGCCUGUUCCAAAGCUUUUGAAAACAAAAAGAAGCAAUUCCCAAAUCGUUCAAAUGUUUUGGUUGGAAUUGUGGAUAAAAAAGAGAUUACACUUGACAGUUUGGAAUUGACAUUUAAGGAAUACUACGUCUCUCGAGCUGAUAUGUGGCGAAUUCGAAAUUGUUUGGUUGAUUCUUGUGUUUAUGUCGGUAAAAGAGAAGAAUGGCUAGGAAUUUUAUUUACUGUUAGCGAUUUGUGGCGAUUGGGGGAAAUGGCUUGGAGUGGUUAUGUUUCUGAUGAAACUAGAAUUGUUUUUCGAUCAUCGAGUUCACAGGUAUUAAUUUUCAUUCAAUUUGGGACAGAAAUGUGUGAUAUAGAUCCACAUGGCUAUUUAUAUUUUGAAAAAUGUGUUAAUGGAUUUUUACCAGAAUUAUUUACAAAAUGGAAAGAUCAAUUUUGUGCUCAUUUGGUUACAUUAAUUAUUUUUUCUCGUUGGUAUUACAAAGAAGAAUUACUUGAUGAAGAAAUGAAAGAAAAAUUAAAAGGAUGUAGAGAUCAUCGAGGAAGACAUUACCAGGAUUUUUAUUGGCUUUUGGUACAAAAUGAGCAUUAUUCUGAUUGGACACAUGUUUUGUCAAAGUUGAAAUUAGCCUUUUACAAAUACAAAGAUUCCAUUGAUAGAUACAAUUCAGAAACAUUUCCAUCUUACAAAAAAUCAGAACCAGUAAGUAUUUGGUCAACUUCAAUGGAUGGAAACUUUUUGGAGGUUUUGAAUAUUUCAAUGAAUAGUUUUGUUGCUUAUCAUUCUGAUAGACGUUUUGAGACUUCUGGACAGCAGAUUAUUUUUGUUACUCCUGGUGGCGGUGUAUUUAAUGUGGAUAGAGAAAUGGUUAAUUUAACCAAGCAACGUAUAAUAGAUAUGGGAAUUUCUUUGGAUAUUGUUUGUUUAGGAGAACAACCUCUACAUGCUGUUCCACUCUUUGUUUUUAAAAGUAAUAAUCCCCAAUGUUCAGAUGAUUAUUUUAUUCCACAUUGGAUGAAUUAUAGUUAUUACCAAAUGUCCAAACGUUCUGUUUUUCCAAUUAAAUUUAAGACGAGAAUUAGUUUUCCUGAAGAUUUAUUGAAGAACACAGAAGAAAGCCUUUAUAUGGAGAAAAGCAUCCAAGGCGUGGAGGACACUUAUGCUUAUGAUGAACAAGCAUUUAAUAACUUUGCUCAAACAAAUUUUGGUGCCGCUAAUAAUUUAUUAAAUGAAUUAUAUAAUGAAUUGGCAAUAAAUAAUGAUGUUGGUGGAUUUUCGGGAAAUUUGGAGUUUGGCCGUCCUUCAGUUCUCUCCUCUUCUGGAGAACGAAAAAUUACAGGUUCAUUUGAAUCCCGCCAUGGAAGUUAUGAGCGAAAUAGAAUAGAAACUACAAAUACACUUCAAUUCAGAAGCGUAUCUCAACGUGUUCCCAAACAAAGUUAUCAAUUUUUUGAUCCAGUCCAAAGAGGAUUUUUAAAUCCUUUUCGGCCAGAGGAUUUUAUUGUUAGAAUAACUGCUAAUAGAAGGAGAUGGAUUCAUGUUUUCCCCGUUGAUCGACUCGGAAGAGCGAAGUUAGCUCAUCACUAUGUUGUUGGAACAAGUACAAUGAGUGUAUUACAAACUAUUGAACCUGAACCAACAAUUGCCAGGCAAGCCAAUUCUGUUCAUGAUUCCUCCACAACAAGACAAGAAUCUUCUCCACAAAAUCAUUUUAUUGAGAAUAAAGUUACCGGAUUAGGUGCUAAAGGAAAAACAAUGGUUUGGGCUUGGGGAUCUACUGGAGAGGAAAAGUGGAAUCCAGAUAUGGAAAUUGGUUGUGAUUGGAAAUCACUUAUUCGUUCAGGCCUUUUACCAAUUACAACAGACUUUUUCCCUGAUGGAUCUUCUUUAAAUGAUUAUAUAAUUCAAGAACAUCAUGUUUAUUUUGAUUAUGAAGAAAUGAAAAAAUUGGUUUCUGAAGAAAAUUUUCCAAAUCCAACAUCUCAACAUUUAUAUUAUCUUUUACUCGACCAACUAAUUUAUCAAAGGUUACAGAGAGGAUAUCAAAUUGUUGUUUUGCCUAAAGAAUAUAUUCAUUCAGCUAUAAGAAAAAUCAUUGGAGAUAGAGCUCGUCAACCUGUCCAAAGAGAAGUUUGUCUAUCAUUCAAUCACAUUUACCAUCGAAUUUCUUUAAUUAUUGAAGAUAUGGAAGAUUUAGUAAAUACAAAAGAAGCAAUUAUUUUAGUUCAACAAUUUAUUCCAAAACAUAUGGUUAAUCAAGAAUUAUAUAAUCCUUCAAAAGUUAACAUUUAUAAUUAUUUAUUUCAAGUGCCUGAUGAUACUCGUUAUAUGGCUAGUACUACUUGUUUCAAACAUCACAAUUUGGAUAGAUUAAAUUGGAGUAGAUUAGAUUCAGAAUUACAAACAGCAAAUAGAUGUCCUCAUUUAUUUACCGAAAAAAUGAAAUGUUUUUCUGCUAGAUAUAUUGUACUUCCUGAUACAAGUAGAAUUGCAAAAGAAGUUUUGAGCAUUAGAAAGGCUGAUAUUUAUCGUCCUUUUGCUUACCCUGAAGAAUUGGAGAACAAUUUUAUUCGUUUUAUUGAAUGUGUAAAUCGUGUCCGUAGCAAUACUUUUCAUUCUCAAUGGAGUGAUGGAAUGUCUUCAAGACCAGAAACCCCAUUAAAAUAUCAUUUAUCAGAUCAUCCAGGAAAAAGUUCUCCAACAGUUUUUGUUUUACCUCCAAUAGAAUUAUUAGAAUUAGAUGUAGAUAUAGUUUUAAAUGCUUGGUUAGAACAAAUGGAACGUUUUCCAAUAUCAAUACAGCCAAAAAAUACACAAACAUUUCCUCCAUCAAUUUUUAUUUCUUAUGAUUUUAUUUGUUGGCUUUUACGUUUUGUUAGUGGAAUGGAAUGUUUGGAUGAUGCUAUUGGAUUUGCAAGUAAAUUGGUUAAUGAAGGACGGAUUAAAUUAUUACAGACACCUUCAGAUUCUGAAAAUUUUGAUCAAGAACCUAAAAGAGUUUCUUCUUCAACAUCUCAUUCAACAGAUUCUUAUUCAUUUCGUUAUGGAUUUUUCUUUUAUUAUAUAAUUAACACCAAUUUAAAUAUCGAUAUUUCAAAUAUAGAUUUACGUGGAAAGAUUUAUUUAUCAAUAGAAAAGCCCUGUUUAUUAAAUUUAAUUGAUAAAGAAUGCCGUUUUAAACAAAAAUCUAUUACAAUGGAAUUUUUGCCUUCAUCUUCUUUUGUCAUUAAAAAUUUGGAGAAUCAUUUUGUUGAAUGGGGAAAAGUUUUUGUUGAUAGAGCAUAUACACAUUCACAAGCUUUUGAAAUUAAUGUCAAAUGGUUUAUGGCAACAGGACAAUCAGUAGCUGAUUUAGUAAAUAAACAAUGGGCUAGACAUGCACAAAAAUAUUUGAUGCAUUUCUUUCCGGCGCCAGAAGAUGCUUUUGCUGAACCUACAAAUGUUUUAUCAAGUCCUUUAAGAUGCCCAAUUUUUGUUGCUAUAAAAAGUGGUUUAAUACCUGGGGGUUAUUUUGAUUCAGUUUUGAGAGCAGUAUUAGCAUCUUUUGGUUUUAUUCAUUUAAAAUGUCCAAUACAUUAUAAAGAAUAUAAGGGAAAAACAUUAACAACAAAUAUUUCAACAAUUAAUUUAAAUUCCACAACAUUUCCACCUAUUUUUAUUCAACAAUUUGUUCAUUUAUCUGGUGGAAUGUUUGUUAAAUAUGAGCCAGAACAAUCUGCUUUUAUGUGGGCCUGGAAUCAAAUGUUAACACAAAAAUAUAGAACCUCGUAA